AUGACACAAUCCUCGAUCCUCAACCACAAGACAAAUCAAAACAUGAUUCUGGAUCUUGACCCAGCAAAAUACGACGUGUUUCUUCAACCGAUCGUCGAAUGUUUAAGGAAAACCCAAUAUACCAAGUCGAGGUUUUGCAACCUCCUAAGGCUUUCACAGGGCCGUGACUUAAUUGAUCCUGAGAUUAUCUCUAAUUCAGAAAUUCUAGAGAUGUUCUACCAAACGGGAUACAAGGAAACAUUAAUUGCUAUUUCAAAAUUCAAGAAGCCCAAAUUAUCGCCGAUGUGCAACGGUCUUUUCACUCUUCUAUUCAGGAGCUUCUCGGAGAGGGUUACUAACUCCGACUGUGCAAGAAAGUUCUUCAUGACUUUGAUGUACAAUAUCUACUCCGAAAUCAAUCUGGAUUAUGGUUCUGUUAUCUGGGCCCAAAUGGUCCAAAGCACUCUCUCUACCACAUGA
Messenger RNA from Lactuca saligna, 459 nucleotides. Lineage: Eukaryota; Viridiplantae; Streptophyta; Magnoliopsida; Asterales; Asteraceae. The record is from the annotation of a GenBank genome assembly.